ACUCCAAACCCAUCAUCCAGCAAACGGAAAUUACAUAAAAACCCUAAAGAAUUAACCUUCAUGUUCACGAAAAUCGUUGCUGUUAACUGUAAAACCCAAGGAAGGUCACGAAUAACAAAGAUAUUGGGUUUUGUUCGUUUCUUUUUCCCGCAGCAUUUGAUCACACGUAACCCGAAUCUCUCACUAUCUCUUCCCCGAGUCAAGACUCAGACAACCCCAAUGAACGAUCUCGAGCGACUCAAGAAGGACGACCUGUUUCUCGUGCAGUACCAGCCAUCCGAACGCAGAAUCGCCUCCGAGUUCUUAACCACGUGGCUUCCUUUCCUUUCAAGAGAUCUCUGCCACCGCUGCACCCAAGCCCUCACUCAACGUAUCCGCUCUCUCGGCACAGAACAUGAAGGAGAUGCUCACCUGGCCAAUUCAGAUCUGAAUGCAGUUCCUUCUACUCCCAAUAAUGCAGAAUCACAAGAAUUAAAUGAGAAUUGUCAUGAUAAUUGUGAUGCAAAUUCGAUCAGAAGUUCAAAAGAUGGAGAAGAUACAAACUCAUUCGGUAGUUGGAAAGAUGAGGCAAAUGGGUUGUCUGAACCCGUUGGAGAAGCACCCACUAGUUGUGGAGCUGCCAGUGGAUCACCUUUGGUUCAAACCCUGGUUCCCCGUCUGUCAUGGGCAGACAUGGCGCAGGAAGAUGAGCUUGAGGAAGUAGAAGAAGAAGAGCAACAGCAGUCAGAGUCAAGCAAGCGAAUAGUUAAUUUAACUGCUUCCACCGAGGAGUUGAGGAUAUCUAAGGUUGUUGAGAAGACUAAAUUGUCUAGGGAUCAGAGAGAGUGCAUUAGGUUUAUGAAUGUGAAGAGGAAGAAAGAUUUUAUAUGUUUGGAGAGAGUUAAAGGGAAGAUUGUCAAUAUUCUUGAGGGGCUUGAACUUCAUAUGGGAAUUUUCAGUGCUGCAGAACAGAAGAGGAUAGUUGACCAUAUUUAUAUGCUUGAGGAGAUGGGGAGAAAAGGAGACCUUAAAGAACGCACAUUUACAGCACCACAGAAGUGGAUGAGAGGAAAAGGACGAGUAACUCUGCAAUUUGGUUGCUGUUACAAUUAUGCAACGGAUAAAAAUGGUAAUCCACCUGGCAUUCUUCAAAAUGAAGUUGUAGAUCCUAUACCCCAUCUCUUCAAGGUGAUCAUUAGAAGGCUGGUCAGAUGGCAUGUGCUUCCUCCAACCUGUGUGCCUGAUAGUUGUAUUGUUAAUAUUUAUGAAGAUGGUGAUUGUAUACCUCCUCACAUUGACAACCAUGAUUUUGUUAGACCAUUCUGUACUGUGUCGUUUCUGAGUGAGUGCAAUAUAGUUUUUGGGUCAAACUUGAAGGUUGUGGGGGCUGGUGAGUUUUCCGGUUCAAUUGCAAUUCCCCUACCUGUGGGAUCAGUUCUGGUUUUGAAUGGAAAUGGAGCAGACGUUGCUAAGCAUUGUGUGCCUUCAGUUCCUACAAAGAGGAUAUCAAUCACAUUUAGGAAAAUGGAUGAAUUGAAACGGCCAAUAGGAUAUGCUCCAGAACCCGACUUGCAGGAGAUUGAACCAUUGUCUUAUGAUGCAGAGAAACCAAAGAGAUUAAAUUCACCUAAAACUGAUCGCCAUGUAAAAAGGCAACCAUUUAGAAGAGAGGGUAAAAAGGAAGCCUGGGGGUUAACAGAGAGUAAUGAGCGAUGGGAACCUCGAUCCUCAACCCGGACUCGAAGAGACCCUGCAAAUAAGAGAAGGAUCCCAGUUAAUCAGGGCAGCUGAUGAGUUGCUGAAUGUCUAUUGUGGACCUAUGGUUUUCCUGGUUUGGACCUAUGAUUUAGCUUAACUCGAGCGAAGUUGCUUAAUUUUGAUGGAUUGCAUUGUUGCUAUAUAUGAAGUUAAUUGAAUUGGUUGUACUUUGAACUAUAAGGAACAUGAGAUUCUUUACUUUUUUUUUUUUUUUUGCUUUUUCCCAUUGAGAGUGAUGUUUGUUCCAUGAGGUUUGUAAAUUGUAUAAAACGAUUUAGUACUUAAAUUAGUUUCUUAGCAUUUGUUAAAUAUGAUAUCACUUCAAUGAUUUGAGAUUAAAUAUGCUCAUCAUU
This is a messenger RNA of Durio zibethinus, 2090 nucleotides long. Its product is annotated as RNA demethylase ALKBH9B-like. Gene Ontology annotation, biological process: mRNA catabolic process. Gene Ontology annotation, molecular function: demethylase activity; mRNA binding. Lineage: Eukaryota; Viridiplantae; Streptophyta; Magnoliopsida; Malvales; Malvaceae. The record is from RefSeq and is a predicted model, not a curated record.